AUGACAGCUGUCAUCCAAAUCAUUAACAACUUUCGGUAUUGGGAUGAGCAGAUAUCUUCCAACAAUAUGGUCAGAAAGCUACGCAUCCACGUUAAGAGCAUUGGAACUCCUGGUGCAAGACUGCGUGGCAUCCCCGACGACGAGAACCACUGGGGCGACCACCAUCUCAAAUGCCAGAUCAUUGCGAUCUCCGCAAUGAACGACCCGACAGGAGUUUCAAUCCCAAGUGUCUUCUACACAUACCGGACCGGAAAGAUUCAGCUGUCGAAGGACUGGAUUGCCAUGCUGACCCAGCUUCAGAACUUUUUGCACUGGACCACCAAUGAGCGCGUGCGAGGCCCGUACAUAAAGGGACUCGUCAAGAAAUAUGCGCCACCGCCCAAGCAACCCAAGCAGAAGAUGACCAUCAAGGAGAUCAAAAAAAAUGACAGAAAGCGAGAGAAGGACCUGAUGGAUAAUCAGGCUGCUCGCAACGCUCAGUUUCAGGAGGACAAGAAGUGGCUAAAGGAGAACAAUCCGAAGCAAUACCGAGUACGUUUUGAUGAUGAGAGUGAGGACGGAAACGACGACGUUCGCAUUACGGAGGUACGUGACAAAAACGGACGCAAGCUAAAGGGUCCGGCACCAGCUUCGCAGGCAUCGACUUCCCCUGCAAAGAAGAGAUUCAGGACCAAGGCCCCUGCGCGGAAGUCAACGAUCUCCGCAAAGAAGCGACCCCAAAAGCCGAGUGUCGAGGACGAUGGGUAUGAUGUUUAA
This is a messenger RNA of Diaporthe citri, 756 nucleotides long. RefSeq lists its product as uncharacterized. The record is from RefSeq and is a predicted model, not a curated record. Bases 1 to 756 code for a protein of 251 amino acids. The transcript has a single exon. Lineage: Eukaryota; Fungi; Ascomycota; Sordariomycetes; Diaporthales; Diaporthaceae.